Molecule: messenger RNA, 1950 nt
Organism: Microdochium trichocladiopsis
Lineage: Eukaryota; Fungi; Ascomycota; Sordariomycetes; Xylariales; Microdochiaceae
Product: Mis12 protein-domain-containing protein
Exons: 2
Coding region: 280-1827 (515 amino acids)
Biological process (GO): kinetochore assembly; mitotic sister chromatid segregation; mitotic cell cycle
Cellular component (GO): chromosome, centromeric region; nucleus
Source: RefSeq, a predicted model, not a curated record
AAUGUCUUGACGGGCAUGAGCGAGCAGCCAAUGCGCAUCAUCCCUGAGCAGAAAGCAAUGGGCGUUUGUAGCCUGGGUUGUGGUGACAGUUUAUUUUAGGACUGCCGAUUGGUUACCUGGCGGGUCGGCCCAGCGCCCCUCCAAAUAUUGACUUUCAGACGUCCAGUCGCGUGUCGCGCCAGUCGCAUAAUUUGGCCUGCACUUUGCCAGACCACAUCACGACCACAACCUCGCAAUCCAGCGCCGCGAGCGCAGGCGCCACAUGUCCCCUCAAUUAUCAUGGCCGACACUGAGCUGCUCACCGAGCACUUUGGCUACCCUCCGGUCAGCCUGCUAGACGACAUCAUCAACAGCGUCAACAUCCUCGCCGAGCGCGCCCUCAAUAGCGUCGAACAGGGCCUCCUCAAUGCGCCCCCCGCCAGCCUCGGCUUCAAGACCAGGCCACCGCCCAAGCACAACGCCGCCGACCCGUGGAACCCGGUCGAGGCGGCCAAGAACGAGAUCGAGGCCGGCACCCACCAGCUCGAAACGCUCCUGUGCGCCAGUAUAGACCGCAACCUCGACAAGUUUGAGCUCUUUGUCCUCCGCAACUUCCUCUGCGUCCAGCCCGUCGACAUUCGCGACUGGAUGCGCCUGAGCCACUACGAGGGCCUCGACUUCGUCAACGCCGCCGUGGCUGCAGACUCGGAUGCGGCGCGACAAAAACAACCGCAGAAUGCCUCGAGCGACGUGCCUACUCUGGCCAGCAUCAAUGAGCUACGCAGGAAACUGCGGGAAAGCAUGCGACUGAACGCCCUCCUCACGGCCGAGCGCGAGCGCAACGCUCGCACGCUACAGAAGCUCCAACAUUUGAUCCUCGGCGGCAAGGUUCAGGUCAAGACGGAGGGCGGCGACGACAACAGCAACGACACAUCAACGACCGUGCCGCAAUCAGACAUGGACGGUGCAGAGAAACAUGGUCCCAGCCCGUUCGCAUUCCUCCAGCAGAAGGGCACACUCUCUGCCGCGGGGGGCUCCACGCCGCUUGGCACGACGACAGCAUUCACAUUGUCCCAGCUCCAGGCUCUGCGCGCGCUGUCAGAAUCCCUGCGCAAUGUAACACCUGAUCUCCUCGCACCCACUCCUCCCGAAGAGGACCAUGAGGACGAGGGCGAUGACGCGAGCCAGCGCAAACCGGGUCUCGACUUUGACGAGGAGAAACAUCGAAGUAAGAGCUGGCGCCGCCAGCGCACAGAGUACGUCGAGCACGCGACGCGGCGGCACCUCGAGAUCGUGCAUGGGCUCGAGCUCGGGCGGCACGGCGAGGUGCGCGACGGCGAGUGGCAGGGCGAAGGACGGCAGCUGGCGCACGGCGAGGUUGAAGGGUUGGAAAAGGUCGCUGCUAUUCUCGGCAGGGAGACCGCUUCAUCAUCAUCAUCUUCUUCUUCUUCAGCUAGGGCUGCUGCAGGCGGAGCUACACAGCAGGAUGAGGACCAGCACGACACAGCCGCCGCGUUUUCAGCAUUAACUACGAGGAGAGCAGGCUCCGCGGGGCCGCCCGCGGCGACGCCUGCGGCAAAGUCACGCAUCAGCAAGUCCACCGCGACCACCCCCGCGACAGCGGCCAGGGCCUCUGCUGCGAGCCACCGGAAACCGCCAGCCAGCGCCUCCGCGUCUCUGAGGCGGACACCCGCGAGCGGCCGGAAAGCGACCACCACCACCACGCCGGGGCCUCGCAAAGUCGCGACGAAACCCGGUGAUGGCGGCGACCAUCGCGACGACAGGAUGAUGGUGGAAGAGCGGGACGAGGACGACGAUGACGAGGAGGACCUGAUGGACAUGUCUUGAGGGGCCGCAAGUCUGCGCGGUUGUGUGCGUGACUACACGGCAUAAGUCCUGAACAUUGGCCCUCUUUGUCGUGGGACGCUGUUUUGUUGUUUUGCGGGUUCUCUAUCGGUAUCAAGGAGGGGG